AUGUUCUUCGCUCGGGCAGUUCUGCAUGCUUUAGCAGCUGCAUUCUCUUGCCUUGCAGGUCUGGCUUCUGGAGCCACUCUUCCUGCUGAUGAAGUGAGAGCUUUGCGGCAAAUUGCGGGGACAUUGGGAAAGAGGGACUGGAAUUUCAGUGUGGAUCCAUGCAGUGGACGACAGAACUGGGCUACUCCUAAUCCCGUCAAAGGAUUCGAGAACGCGGUUACUUGUAAUUGUUCCUUCGUCAACAACACUGUGUGCCAUGUUGUCAGCAUAGUACUCAAAGCUCAAAAUCUUCCAGGAACAUUGCCGCCAGAAUUCGUCAAGCUCCCUUAUCUCCGAGAAAUUGAUCUAACCCGCAACUACCUUAAUGGUACAAUACCACUGGAAUGGGGUUCCAUGCAACUUGUAAACAUGUCACUGAUUGGAAACCGUAUAUCAGGGCCAUUGCCAAAAGAACUUGGAAAUAUCAGCACAUUGGCAAAUUUAACUCUCGAAUUCAAUCAGUUGUCUGGAACUAUUCCUCCAGAUCUUGGGAAUCUGCGUCACAUAGAAAGAAUACUUUUAACCUCAAACAAUUUCACUGGCGAGUUGCCUGCAACACUAGCUAAUUUGACCACUUUGAAGGACUUUCGCAUUGGUGAGAACAAGUUUGUAGGAAGUAUACCAAAUUUCAUUCAGAACUGGAUAAACCUUGAGAAAUUGGUGAUUCAGGCUAGUGGUCUAAGUGGGCCAAUACCAUCUGGCAUUGCUUCCUUGACAAAAUUAACUGACCUGAGAAUCAGUGAUUUGAAUGGAAAUGACACAACUUUUCCCCCACUUAUUGGGGCAACUAAUAUGAAGACGCUGAUAUUAAGGAGUUGCAAUAUUGCCGGGCAGCUACCAGAGUUUCUUGGCUCAUUUACAAAAUUGAAACUCUUGGAUCUCAGUUUUAAUAAACUAAGUGGACCUAUUCCAAGCACCUUUUUUGGUCUAUCAAAAACGGAUAAUAUUUAUCUGACUGGCAACAUCCUCAGUGGAGCAGUGCCUGAUUGGAUGCUGAAAGAUGGUGACAGUAUUGACCUUUCAUACAACAACUUUACUGGAAGUUCUAAAGCAUCCAACUGUCAACCAGGAAACUUGAACUUGUUUGCAAGCUCUUCAAAAGGCAAUACAUCAGGCAUUGUCUCAUGCUUAAGGAGCUUCAGAUGUCCACGAAGUUGGUACUCUCUCCAUAUAAAUUGUGGUGGAAGAGAAGUGAAAGUUGAUGUUAAUACAAGUUACGACGACGAUAUAGAUUCAGGUGGUCCUUCAAAAUUCUUCCAGAGUAGGAGUAACUGGGCAUUUAGCAGCACUGGUAACUUCUUGGAUGAUGACCGCCCCAGAGAUUCUUAUACUUGGACAAACAAUGCAAGCAUAUCUGGGACUAACUCGGGAUUAUACAUGGAUGCACGACUUUCCCCCCUUUCACUGACAUAUUAUGGUUUCUGUAUGCUCAAUGGGAACUACACAGUAAACCUCCAUUUUGCUGAAAUCAUGUUUACUGAUGACAGAACUUAUAGUAGUCUGGGAAGGCGCAUCUUUGAUAUUUAUAUUCAGGAGAAGUUAGUGCUGAAAGAUUUCAAUAUUGAGGACGCGGCUGGUGGAGUUAAUAGACCUGUUAUUAGAAAUUUUACAGCAGUUGUAACUGACAACACAUUAGCGAUCCGCCUCUUCUGGGCUGGAAAAGGGACAACUGGCAUUCCCUAUAAGGGAGUUUAUGGUCCUCUGAUUUCAGCAGUUUCUGUGGAUCCUGAUUUUACUCCACCAUCAGAACAUGGAGAUAGCUUUCCUGUUGGUGCUGUAGCUGGAAUUGUACUUGCAGUUCUGUUUUCGAUCACAAUGGUUCUAGUUAUUCUUUGGUGGAAAGGCUGUCUGCGGUGCAGGGAUUCCAUGGAAAAUGAUUUAAAGGGACUAGACCUACAUACUGGAUCAUUCACUCUAAGACAAAUUAAAGCUGCUACAAAUAAUUUUGAUGCAGCUAAUAAAAUUGGAGAGGGUGGCUUUGGUUCUGUCUACAAGGGUCAUCUGGCAGACGGCACUAUCAUUGCUGUGAAGCAGCUUUCUUCCAAAUCCAAGCAGGGGAACCGUGAGUUUGUGAAUGAAAUAGGCAUGAUUUCAGCUCUGCAACAUCCUAACCUUGUGAAGCUCUAUGGAUGCUGCAUUGAGGGAAACCAAUUGUUACUUAUAUACGAGUACAUGGAGAAUAACAGCCUUGCUCGUGCAUUGUUUGGUCCUGAAGAACACAAGUUGGAAUUAGAUUGGCCAACAAGACACAAGAUUUCUGUGGGUAUAGCAAGAGGUUUGGCUUAUCUCCAUGAAGAAUCAAGGUUGAAGAUUGUCCACAGAGAUAUCAAGGCCACCAACGUGCUACUUGAUAAGUAUCUAAACCCCAAAAUAUCUGACUUUGGUCUGGCCAAGCUCGAUGAAGAAGAAAACACCCACAUAAGUACCCGUAUUGCUGGAACCUUUGGAUAUAUGGCACCUGAAUAUGCAAUGAGGGGCUACUUAACUGACAAAGCAGAUGUUUAUAGCUUCGGAGUUGUCCUUUUGGAGAUUGUCAGUGGAAGGAGUAACAGCAAUAUUAAACCAAAGCAGGAUUGCUUCUAUCUUCUUGACUGGGCUAAUCUGCUGAAGGAGGAAGGGAAACUAAUGAAACUAGCGGACCCAAGACUCGGAUCAAACUUCAACAAGGAAGAGGUUAUACUGACAAUUCAUGUUGCCCUUCUUUGCACCAAUGUCUCACCGACCAUUAGGCCUAGCAUGUCGACCGUGGUUAGCAUGCUGGAAGGACGAGUAGUUAAUAAAGAGCUACUUUCAGGAUUGAGAGUCUCGAGCAACAAGGUUGAGCCCUGGGAGAUUUCCGAUCAGCAUGAAGUACCAAAUUCAAAUGAGAGCUGUGCCCAGCAUGUAUCAAUGGAAGUCCCGUUUACUGCAUCUUCAACAUCGACUGGAGAUUUAUAUCCAGUUACCAUCGAUUCUGAUUUUCUGAUGAACAGAUCGUAAGGAAAUUUGUCUGUGCCUUUUAUGUUUCAGAUCUUUCCAUUCUUUCUUGAAAUUCCACGUAGUUUGCCAAAAGAACUAGUACUAGUUAAGUGUAAAUCCAUAGAAAUGUGUAGUAGGUUUUUCUUCGUGGAUUGCUGCUGUACAUAAAACAACUGAGACUUCUACUAAUCAUAGAGCUCAUUUCUGUCAGCCUGGAUUUUCUCCAAUUUUUUCCCCUUGAUCAAGUAGUCCCCAUCUCCCGUAGAGCUGCUGGGGAGUCAAAAUGUUC
Molecule: messenger RNA, 3286 nt
Organism: Coffea eugenioides
Lineage: Eukaryota; Viridiplantae; Streptophyta; Magnoliopsida; Gentianales; Rubiaceae
Product: probable leucine-rich repeat receptor-like serine/threonine-protein kinase At3g14840
Exons: 24
Coding region: 1-3018 (1005 amino acids)
Biological process (GO): protein phosphorylation
Molecular function (GO): ATP binding; protein kinase activity; protein binding
Source: RefSeq, a predicted model, not a curated record